CAACCAAUCGUGCGCCGCGCGCCUCUAAGAUGCCUGUCGGCGCCGGCUCAGCCCAUCGACCCGUCGACCUCGCCCCGCGUGACGGUUACGGACAGCGAUGGACCGCACACUCUCAAGUUUUUAGGCGAGCAGCAGGUCCGCGUGAUCAAGCGCGCCGCCGCGUCAGACUUUUCCACAGCGUUACGCCCGCCGACGCGCCACACCGCGCAGGUCCGAGCUCAUGGCCGCCGACAAGAACGGCGACGGCCGCCUCGACGCCGAGGAGCUUAGAGCUUUACUAAAGAAGCACCGCGGCACGUUCACCGACAAAGAAGUGGAAGAUUUGGGCGAGAUGUUCUACGCUGUGUGGAAAUCAACCAGUGAGUUAGGUAGACGACGCGGUCCUUGGGACAACGUCGCGUCGAUGGCGUGGGGCGCCCGAAGUUUGAUUUCCGCUCAGGUUCUACGCGGCCAAGGCCGGCGGUAGCGUGUCCUACGACCGCUUCAUUCAUGCCUUGGACGUCAAGCUCGGCGACGAGGGCGAGGUUGGAUUGGAUAUGGGCAACCACUUCAAGCGCGCCGUCCGAGUCCGAACCCCACGCCAUCGACGCGCCGUCCGAGUCCGAACCCCACGCCAUCGACGCGACGCCGUCGUCCGAACCCACGCCAUCGACGCGACGCCGUCGUCCGACCCCCACGACAUCGACGCGACGUCGUCGACCACGUAGGACCACGGGCACGAAGCACCCGCUCGGUGUGGGCAAAUGUAGCGUCGAGUACCUCGCGGGCGGCUGUGUGGAAAUCAAAAUUUCGUAGUACUUCCAGCGCCUUCCGCCCACCGGCUGAAUCAUGACUUCCACGCCAUCGACGUGAUGCCUGCUCGAUGGCGUGGCAGUGCCGGUCCCUCACCGCUCGACGGAGCCAGCACGGGCGUGUCAUCGCCGAGAAAUGACUUAGUGAACCGCACCCAACGCACUGGUUGAUUUCCACACAGGCCGGCGGCCACUCCGUCUACUCGCCCGAGGAACUAGAUGUGAAAUUGACGCAUACUCCACCGAAGACGACGACGGACAAGGCGGCCUACUACUCGACCUGGUUACUACCUGUGUGGAAAUCAAGAUUUCACGGCGCCUUCGUGCUGAAUCGUCGCGACGACCUCCACGCCAUCGACGCGACACUUUGCUCAAUGGCGUGGCGAUGCCGGUUCCUCACCGUUCGACAUACCAACUCACUGGUUGAUUUCCACGCAGGUUAUUGCGCAAGGGCUUCGACGCGGCCACGCUCUGGAACAUCGGCGAGCUCACGCAGAAGAAGAUUAUGUUAAGGGCGAUCUUCCUGGAGACGAUCGCUGCCGUGCCCGGGUUUGUGGGGGCCAUGUUCCGCCACUUCAAGGCUUUGAGGACCAUGGAGCGCGACGGCGGCUGGACGAACUUGUUGUUGGAGGAGGUCGAGAGCUGUGUGGAAAUCUACCAGUGCGUCGGGUGCUCGAUGGCGUGGAACGCGCCUUGAAAUUUUGAUUUAUGCACAGGCGGAGAACGAGAAGAUGCACUUGUUAGCGUUCAUCAAGAUGUACCAGCCGGGCACGAUGUUCCGGCUCGCGGUCAUCGGCGGCCAGUGCGUCUUCGCGACGUUCUUCGGGACGAUGUACGUCAUCAACCCGACGUACUGCCACCGCCUGGUCGGCUACGUGGAAGAAGAGGCCUGUAGCACGUACACGAAGAUCAUCGGCGGCAUCGAGGCGGCGCCGGAAGGGAGUGAAUUGGCCGCGUGGCGCACGCAGAUCGCGCCGGCCAUCGGGCGGGCCUACUGGCACCUGGGUUCGGAUCCGGCGUCCACGAUGAUGGUAGACCUUUCUCACGCCACUCACCGGUUCACGCAGGCGAGGAGGGUACCGUGCUCGACCUGAUGCUCGCGAUCCGCGCCGAUGAGGCGAACCACCGCGACGUCAACCAUUUAGCUGCUGGUAUGAAACCGGGCCAGAUCAAUCCCUUCUUCGACCCCGAGGCCAAGCUCGACAAGAUGCUCCUCAAGUACGCGCACGACAUCCUCGACAAGACGCCCGAGGACGUCAAGCUCCGCACGAUGGGGCCGAGCGGCGCGUGA
Pelagomonas calceolata is the source of this 2082-nucleotide messenger RNA. NCBI's taxonomy places the organism in Eukaryota, Pelagophyceae, Pelagomonadales, Pelagomonadaceae. The record is from the annotation of a GenBank genome assembly.